Dermacentor silvarum is the source of this 2259-nucleotide messenger RNA. Its product is annotated as neprilysin-1. Gene Ontology annotation, biological process: protein processing. The transcript has a single exon. The record is from RefSeq and is a predicted model, not a curated record. Gene Ontology annotation, molecular function: metalloendopeptidase activity. Lineage: Eukaryota; Metazoa; Arthropoda; Arachnida; Ixodida; Ixodidae. Gene Ontology annotation, cellular component: plasma membrane. The coding region runs from base 1 to 2259 and encodes 752 amino acids.
AUGGCGAACGAGGAUGCUGUUCGCAUUGACUUCGAAGACCAGAGGAAGCUUCGAGUAGACGACAACUUCUCCGACGAGAGUCACGGGGCCAGAUAUCCCGCCGUGCCCUGCAACACGCCCGUAGGGCUAACGCCGAUCGGCCGGCGACCAACUCUGGCUGAGUACGUCUGGCGAGCGAGCGCGUACUACUUGAAACUUAUCGCAGCGUCGACGGCGUACUGCGCGCUAAUCAUCGCCAUCGGUGUUGUCGCAGACUCGAGCUUCCCGUACUGCGAGCACCCGAUCAAGUGCUUCGACCUCGGCCGUGAGCUGGAGGCCAGCAUCGACGCCAGCGUGGACCCGUGCUCGGACAUGUACGAUCACGUCUGCGGACGCUGGUCCGAGCAAUACCCCGGAAAGCGACACCAGUUCGCGCUUCUCAACGAGCGACUUCGUUUCGUUCUCUUCCGCGCGGCCGAGGAGUCGCGCGACCAGAAGAACGCCGCGGAAAAGGCCGGUCUAGCCCUGACUUCCUGCAUGAGAGUCUGGAGCAACGGAGACGUCGACAAUGCUGGCUCCAUCAGCGACGUCCUCAACCGACGCGGUCUCACCUGGCCGGCGACAACGAACGUAGCACUGCGAGACGUAUUUCGCCAGCUGGUCGCCUUCACGCUGAAGGACGUCAUCAGCGUCUUCUUAACGCUCAAGGUGUUCACCCAUCUGAAGGCGCAAGACAGGUACACGUUCGAGAUAAAGUACCCGGAGCUUGUAAUGGAGCCCAUUCUUGACCCCGAGGAGCUGCAGACCUGCAUCAGGACCUACAACAGCAGCGUCGACGUCACGGGACUCGCGAUGCAGAUAAUAAACCUGGAGCUGGACUACGCCACGAGCAUGGCGGUCAACUCGGCUUACGACUACUCGCCCAAGUACCACAAGUUCGGUGACAUCGACGCAAUGUACAACUCGUCAAUCGUCAGCUCAGACUGGUGGAUGGACGCCAUCAACGAACACUUGCCGAGCGACGCCGCUAUUGGUUCGGAAAGCGUCUUCCUGCUCUACGACGAGUUCGCCCUGUCUUCGGUCAUUGACAUUCUAUCCGCCUAUUCGGACAGGACUAUGAACCUGCAGAAUUUCAUUGGUUGGAAGAUAGUCAGGUACCUUUCCUACGGGGCCUCCAGCCAACUGUCCACUUGCGACUUCCGCGGCGAACAGGGCAACUGGACCUUCACGUUCCCCGUGGCUCUGAAGCACUGUAUAAGUUACGUGAACGAGAUCCUUCCUUACGGCCUCCUGAACCUACAACUUACUGGCAUCCUAACGGGCAGCGCAAUUCCUUACGCCCGAAAUUUGACAAAAGACAUACGGCGCACGAUCGAAGUCUCCUACAACUUCUCGUGGCUGGACGAGCAGUCGGCGGCGGGAGCGGUUCGACGACUUCGGGACAUCCACGCCAUCAUAGGUUUACCGAGCAGACUUCUAUCGCAGGAAGCGGUGAAUGUUCACUACAUAUACGUCCCUGGCGUCUACAAAGACAGUUUCUUAAACUGGCUCCUGGACUCAUACCGGGCAGUCGCCGAGCACAAGAUUAAGCUCGUUUAUUCGCCCGGUCACCCCGGUUAUCGCUCCCCGAGCCGCGACGACUGGGAACUGACCGAGGUCACCACGAGCGCAUUUUACCUGCCGACAUAUCACCUGAUCUACGUGCCGGGAUCGCUCCUGAUUCCACCAUUCCAGAGCGAUUCGGCGCCCGACUCGUUCAACUACGGAGGCCUCGGCAAGGUCGUCGCACACGAACUGACGCACGCGUUCGACCCAAAGUACAUCGACACAAACUACGCUCGCGAGCCGGACGUCUUCUACACGCCACAGUUCAAGGAGAAGUUCUUGGCCAAAAUCGACUGCCUGAUUCUUCAGACGAACGCGUUAUCCCAGGAUAUGUCCAUUGGCGAGCGAACCAUUACCGAAUCCUUCGCCGACAACUCCGGUACGGAGCUUGCCUACCUGACCUACUCGGCGCUUGCCGAAGAGAGGCGUAGAGAUGGCGUGGCUGGCUUGACGGCAGACCAAAGCUUCUUCGCUGCAACUUGUUUCUUUUUCUGUGGCGCGGACGGCGAGAAGCAGGUCGAGAACUCGGUGUACCUCUCUCUCAAGGUUCGCUGCAACCAGCCCUUGAUGAACACGGAACAGUUCGCGGAAGCCUUCUCGUGUGCGAUGGGAACUCCGAUGCGCCCGAAGAACCGCUGUGACAUUCACACGCCCAGAAUGAUGUUAAGACGGUGA